GUAAUGCAAACAUUUCAUUGCAUUGUGAAAUCAGCAAAUACGUAAAUACACACACAAAUAAAUCAAACCAAUACUCCGUAGGUUUGUCAUCAUUCCACAAUGCCGAAAGUAAAGAGAAGUAGAAAACCACCCCCAGAUGGUUGGGAACUGAUAGAACCGACCCUGGAUGAAUUGGAGGCAAAAAUGCGUGAAGCUGGAACAGAUCCACAUGAGGGGAAGAGGAAGGUUGAAGCCCUGUGGCCAAUCUUCCGCAUCCACCACCAGAGGUCCAGAUAUAUCUACGACCUAUUCUACAGGAGGAAAGCAAUCAGUAGAGAGCUGUAUGAGUACUGCCUGAAGGAGAACAUCGCAGACAAAAAUCUGAUUGCCAAGUGGAAGAAGCAGGGGUAUGAGAACCUGUGCUGUCUCCGCUGUAUCCAGGUCCGAGACACAAACUUUGCCACAAACUGCAUCUGCAGGGUUCCCAAGAGCAAACUGGAGGCUGGCAAGAUUGUGGAGUGUAUUCAUUGUGGAUGUCGUGGUUGCUCUGGAUAGCACAGAUGUCUGGACAGGUUGGGGAGGGUUUUCUUUUCAUGUUGGGACUUGAACCUCGACUCAAGAAGUUCGACAGAAGUGAUUGACAAUGUGUACUGAUUGUAGAUUCACUGAUGCACACAACUAUCAAACAUGAAACAUGAUGAUCAUAUGUUUUUUAUCCUUUCUUGUCUAAGUAUCAUUUUGAACAUAUUGUAAUUGAUCUUCAUCAUUAGUACUCUGGAGAAGGGAAACAUUGGGUCAAAUCUUUUCUGGAAAUGAUAACACAUUUGACAACAUUAUUUUACUUCUCUUUAUAAAAGCAUUUGCGUCUUUUUGACUUUAUAUCCUUUGGAGCAUGUUGUAAUACAGGAUCACUUUUAUAAUUAAAUAAAUGUCAUACUCCAUAUGUAUAUAUGCUAAUCAUGCUAUUGAAGGUUUUUUUUAAAACAGUUAACAACGUCUCGUAAUAUUGUUUAAAAUAAAGUCAACAUUGUAA
Messenger RNA from Mya arenaria, 1012 nucleotides. Its product is annotated as protein BUD31 homolog. Gene Ontology annotation, cellular component: spliceosomal complex; nucleus. The transcript has 4 exons. NCBI's taxonomy places the organism in Eukaryota, Metazoa, Mollusca, Bivalvia, Myida, Myidae. The record is from RefSeq and is a predicted model, not a curated record. Gene Ontology annotation, biological process: mRNA splicing, via spliceosome. The coding region runs from base 100 to 534 and encodes 144 amino acids.